AUGGACAUAGCUGAAGAGCUUGAACACACUUUAAUGGCUUGUGCUAAGGCAGUUGAACAAAACAAUCUACCUGCAGCUGAAGCUCUUGUGAAACAGAUCGGAGACCUAGCUGUAUCACAAGAAGGUGCUAUCAGAAACGUUGCAACGUUCUUCGCCGAAGCUCUUUCCCGGCGAAUCUACGGCGUGUUUCCAAAGAAUCCUGUUCCCGAUCCGCUUGAAAUCCAUUUCUAUGAAUCUUAUCCUCACCUAAAGUUUGCUCACUUUACAGCGAAUCAAGCUAUUCUCGAAGCUUUUCAAGGAAAACAUCGUGUUCAUGUAAUUGAUUUCUCUAUCAAAGAAGGAAUGCAGUGGGCGGUUCUUUUGCAGGCACUCGCCUUGCGUCCUGGUGGUCCUCCUGUUUUUCGUCUCACCGGAAUCGGUCCACCGGCGUCUGAUAACUCCGAUCAUCUCCAACAGGUUGGUUGGAGGCUUGCUCAGCAUGCGCAGCAGAUCGGCAUUCAGUUUGAAUAUCGCGGUUUAGUCGUUAAUAAUCUCGCUGAUCUUGAUUCUUCCAUGCUUGAACUCAGUUCGCCGGAGAUUGAAACCACCGCUGUUAAUUCUAUUUUCGAGCUUCAUAAACUGAACGCUUAUCCAGGUGAGCUUGAGAGAGUGUUAUCUGUUAUCCGAGAAAUUCGGCCGGAGAUUGUCACUGUCGUGGAACAGGAAGCGAAUCACAAUGGACCGGCUUUUCUCGACCGGUUCUGCGAGUCACUGAAGUACUACACGACUCUGUUUGACUCGCUGGAAGGGCCGUCGGCGGAAGAGAAGGACAAAGCUAUGUCGGAGGUGUACAUAGGGAACCAAAUCUGCAACGUGGUAGCGUGUGAGGGAACAGACCGGGUCGAGCGUCAUGAGAAUCUGAACCAGAGGAGGAAUCGGUUCAGUUCGGCUGGGUUUUCUCCGGUUCAUUUGGGACCUAACGCGUUAAAGCAAGCGAGUGUGUUGCUGAAGCUUUUUGUCAAUGGGGAUGAUUACAAUGUGGAGGAGAAUGAUGGUUGUCUUAUGCUAGGUUGGCGCGCUAGGGCUUUGAUUGCAACGUCUGCUUGGAAACUCGCCGCCAACUCAGCGGUGGUUUAA
This is a messenger RNA of Lathyrus sativus (Indian pea), 1116 nucleotides long. Lineage: Eukaryota; Viridiplantae; Streptophyta; Magnoliopsida; Fabales; Fabaceae. The record is from the annotation of a GenBank genome assembly.